CAGCAUCCUAAUGUUCCCAACUCAGAAAACGCAGAGUACAUCCUCCGGCCGCCAAAACCUCUUCCUUACGGUGAACAUCAAUCAAGAAAGGUCAUGUUCAAUAAGCAAGAGGAGAGCAUGGAACCACCGGCGAGGAAGGCCCGAGCUGGGACCCUUCCGGCUAGUGUACCCUCGACACCAACCAAAAAAGGACCAACAGAGAUGCCUCCCCCAUUAGCACCAAUCACACCACGGACGAGGAAAACCCCUGCUAAAGGUAAAAUUGGGUACGGUUAAGGCCCCGUUGACAUUGAGAAACGAAAGAGGGCUAUACUGUCGACCCAGCCGAGUCAACUUUAGUAAACGUUUACAUGAGAAAAAAGGUGGUCCUUUUGCCCGAGCCAAGAGCUAGCAACAGCGCUCGCGCAUGCUCUGCUUGUGUCGCCUUGACCGAGUUAACCCGGGUAGGACAAAAGUCGGCCGGACCUGGAGGGUGACCCUACCAUGGAAAAACUUCUAGCCUAGUCAACUCUUUUGUUUCUCAUGUAAUCAGUUCACCAAGUUUUUUAAAGGAAAUGUAGGAAAAGUUGGCUCGGGUUGGCGAGUGACCCUUCAACCCGGGACAGGUUUUCUCCCUAUAAACGGGGCCUAAGUACCGCAAAUCCUCUAUUAAACCCCCCCGCGGGGGCUUAUUUAUUUCAAGCACAUUUAAGGGGGGGACCCUAUUUAAUUUAGAAAAGACAAUGGUAUCAGUUCUCCCUAUACAACUAGAAUAAAAGGUGGAAAAGCUCAAGUACAAGAAUGUUGGAUGUCAAGCAGCCGAAGAUCAGAAUCAAAUUCGAACUUCCACUUGGUAAAUAAACCUUCUCGGAUCAGUCCUCACGAAGUUUUACAGUCGUGAUUGAUUACUACAGUCUAUCAUUUAUUAGUGAAGAAUAAUUAGGGGAGGGAAGGGGGGCUUAAUAGAGGAUGUACGGUACCUUAAUUUUAAAGUCUUUGCCUUUAAUCUUGCACCUUACACCUAUCCCGUAGUCAUGGUGACCGUUUGAGCGCCACGGACCUAGCAACCCUCUCCCUCCAUUUGAUUUUGUUUUCACCUUCUCUUAGGGCGUUGCAAAACUUCAACCCUGUCCAUUCAGAGAUAUUAUUCUCCCAACGUUUCUUUUGUCGGCCCCUUCUUCUCCCUCCUUGCACUGUUGCACUCCCUCCUUGCCUUUGAUGUGGCGUUGGUUAAAUGUUCAUUACGCCUCAGGCAUGCGAUAAAGAAACAAGAUAAUCUGUCCUAUUCAUUACAUAGCACUUUCUCUUGUUCACGUUUGUAGCAGUCUUGUAACGAUUUUAUCACAAAGGGAUCAUUUUGUUUUAUUUAGGAGCAGCGGCCGAAAUGCCUAUGUCACACUCCGAUUAUGACUUUGGUAACAACGAUCUUACACCAAUGUCUCAAGCAAAACUGUAAGUACACCUACUUUAGCAUGUUUAGUUUUGUCAAACUUCUCUCAGAGGAUGGAGACGUAAAAAUAAAACUUUUAUCUAGACAAAUGACGAUGGUGUGCUGUCACGCAAUUUGCCGCUAGGUUGUGUCCCUCUUGAAAUAUAAUAAGGGCUCCUCACGUGUAGGACUACCAUCCCAUAUGCAUUGAUAAAUAGACAUACUCCUAGUCGCUCAAAGCAGGGUAGCUUUGAAAUAAGUGAAGGCUGAAUUCAAACUAUUUGCAUUGUUUGAGACUGAUAUAUCAUCAAGCCAUCUCAGUCCUAUAUCGCAUUAAGACUCGAACUCUCACCUUUUUUUCUGUUGUUUUGGCAGUUGGUCCCAAUCUCUUGACACAAAUCUGGACAAAGCCACGCAAAGCAGGAAGACCCCAUUUAGGUCUCCUUUUACGAUCGGAAGGAAGCGGUUUGGAUCUCUGGAUACGCCCUCUAGCUCUAGCAAGUGGGGCUCCAGGGUGAGUGAAGGGUCUGUUUUAUGACGUACAGAAACCUUGAGUUUUGACCUCAGUUUCCUUAUUAGAGAGGGCGACUACGAGCACGAGAUUUUCUCAAUACUUAGUAGUGAGCGAGCGUGAGCCAGCGUCAUUUUGGCAGGAAAACGUGAUAGCCGUCAUCAUUCUACAGCGGGUUUUACCGAGAAUGUCGUAGUGUCGGGAACAAGUUAUCAAAUGUAAGAAGUUUUAUCAUUUUGCUUUCGAGAGAGGGCUUAACCUCCUUCACUAUAAAUAACUGAACUAACUUUUUUGGUGAAAAAAAGUAAAAUGAACUUUUCCGGGGUGUCUUGUUUUAAAAAACGCACAAAAACUGUAAGUUAAAUCUCGUACUUGUUCUUGUCCUAAAGCUCUCAAGUAUCUGCAGGGUUCGACUUUAAUCCUUUUUCCGAACACGGAGGGACUUUGUCCGCAGAUGUCUGUAUACGAAUAUAACGGUCUUUAAUCUAUCUUUACUAAAAGACUGAUAAAAUUAAACUCGCCGAUAUUGACCCUGACUUCCUAUUUUACCGAAAAAGGAUGUCGAAAAUGUUUCUUAAUAAAAGCAUUAUUUAGGAUUUUGACGUUUUUAAGGGAUUUUUCGCUUGUUAGCGUUUAACAGAGUCGAUGUGUCUGUUGGAGCACUGGUCAUCGUUUGUUUUGCAGGGAUUUAUGGGUAGCAUCGAAGAAGGUCUAAACAGAAUUGUGGAGGCGAUUACACCAAGAGGACUGGGAGGGCAUGGGCCGAGAAAAGUCAAGGUAAGUAAUGUUGUUGUUGUUGUUUUUGUUAUUAUUAUUAUUAUUAUUAUUAUUAUUAAUAGUAACAAUAAUAGUUAAUCUUUGGUAGUUGAAAGUUGGUAUUUGAUGUCGAAAUCCUAUAUGAAUGGAAAUAUAUGAAAUGACUCAUAUUUUGAACUGCGGAUGAAGAUGGUCCUCCCACUUUCAUGAAAUCCUGUAUGUUGACACAAUACUUUAAGUAAUUUUUAAAGAGAUGAAGUCAAGCCUCCGCCAUCAUUUCGGACCGGCUCAGAAACAUAAAUGAGUUCUUUUUUUUCCGAUGACAGAAAAAAUUUCGUUGUUUCUUGACUUGUAGGCCCUCUACAACGUGUCUUCGACUUCGACAAGAAGCUCCGAUGAAGUUCUUGACGAGCUCAAACGUGUUUUGGAACUGGCGGACAUCAUGUACAAACAAAAAGGGUAGGUAUUUGUUUGAGAGGCGGGACUUAUUUAUUUUAGCGAAGAUGAUGGAUGGUAUCGGUUCUCCAUGGAUAAAGAACUUGAAUGCAGAGUGGAAAAGACCCCAUUUAAGUCUCCUUUUACGAUCGGUAGAAAGCGGUUUGGGUCUCUGAAUACGCCCUCUAGUGCUAGCAAGUGGGGCUCCAGGGUGAGCGAAGGGUCUAUUUUUUAACGUAUAGAAAUCGGUUCUCCAUGGAUAAAGAACUUGAUUGCAAAGUGGAAAAGCUCAAGGAGAAGAAGCUAGAGGUCAUGCAAAAGACUAAAAAAGAUAAAAAACAAAUUCAAACUUCCAACUCGUGAAUAAACUAUACCGGAUCAAUCCAUAAUCUCGACUAUCAUUUAGUAUUGAAGAAUAUUAAGGGCGGACUGGGGGCUUAAUAGCGGAUUUACGGUCCUUUUUUAUGUAUUUCUUUAUUUAGUUAUUGAUGUACCCAACUGAUAAGUUUAUAUCAACCAGCAUCCGAUCAAAUUUGCGCUUUAAAACGCGCUCUCUUGGGUAGAGUGGUGCUGUGAUUAUUUAACCGGUUUCUUGAUUUCGUUAGAUACCUUCUAUUAUUAUACAUUGUAGUCACCAUCUGUCUUCUCAUCGGCUAAAAGCCUACAGUUAAUUCUGGGAAACAGCGCAACCUAGAGAUUAUUCACUAAUCUGUACCUACAGAUUAGUGAAUAAUCUGUAGGUUGCGCGCGCAAUGCAUGAUAUCCAAGAGCAAUGUCAAGUUCGCGGACAGCGAGGUAAGAAUGGCUUCUCGAUUCGCUUCAUCCACGUAGCAAGAAAUUGAGAAAUUACUUGAAGAUAAAGUAUAAGAAAACAAUUAUUGGAUGAGGUUUUUGUGAUAUCCGGAAUAAUCAAGGUCUCGGUUAGUGUUAUCAGCCUCAGCCUUCGGCUUCGGCAGAUAACACUUACCUCGACCUUGAUUAUUCCGGAUAUCACAAAAACCUCAUCCAAUAAUUUUUUAUAAUUAUGUUCUUAAUACCAGUACGUGUACAUUAUGGCGGCUCUCUCAAGUGUUUGGUUAACUUGCAGGUAUGCACUGCGCUGUAAAUCUAUAGACGAGAGAGGCAAAGUCAUCCUUGAAUUCGAAAUGGAGGUCUGUCUGAUUCCGAAGAUGGAGAUGAUAGGUAUGCUUAGUAUUGUCUGAUAAAUUAAAUGGCAAACUCAAAUUCGAACGACAAAAACGUGAGUGCCUCGCUGUAAUUGAAGAGACGAAGAAAAAAAAACGAAACGAAUAACAGGUUUUUGUGCUUGUACAUCAAAGCUUCGCUAUCGCUUAACUUAAAGAGGCAGCACCCGUGCAGGCUGUCAGAGGCUUUGACGUUUGUCAGUUGUUUUUAGCAACAGAAUGCAGCCGGGUUUUAACGACGGCUCAAUCUUUUGUCGCUUCUCGCUGUCUGUAAAAGCAAGGGGAUAAAGCUUUUUAGGUAAGCUGUGCGUUGAUGCUAUUCUUUUCUCCCUUUGCAGGAGAAUACUUCUCAUUUUCUUUCUGCUUGCCCAGCAAAAUUGUUUAAUUAAUCAACUAACCAUUGUUUGCUCUCUUGUCAGGUAUUCGCCGGAAGCGCAUGAAGGGAGAUACAUGGGCCUAUAAAAAGAUCUGUGAGGAACUUUUGUCCGCUGCGAAACUGUGA
Porites evermanni is the source of this 4796-nucleotide messenger RNA. The record is from the annotation of a GenBank genome assembly. NCBI's taxonomy places the organism in Eukaryota, Metazoa, Cnidaria, Anthozoa, Scleractinia, Poritidae.